This is a messenger RNA of Dreissena polymorpha, 5522 nucleotides long. RefSeq lists its product as uncharacterized. Bases 102 to 5141 code for a protein of 1679 amino acids. Gene Ontology annotation, cellular component: membrane. The record is from RefSeq and is a predicted model, not a curated record. The transcript has 33 exons. NCBI's taxonomy places the organism in Eukaryota, Metazoa, Mollusca, Bivalvia, Myida, Dreissenidae.
ACACACCUGUUCGAGUUCGGGAAGGCCUGACAUUCUAUUCAGGUAUAGUUGAGGUUUAUAUCAACAGCGGAUGGCAGCGUGUAUGCAAAGACAAUUUCACAAUGGACGAUGCGAUUGCGAUUUGUAAUCAGGCAGGAAAGAGAGACAACUACCAUGGAAAUGUCUCAAUUCACAAUCAAGAUUUCGCAAAUAUUACUGCUGAACAUACGACUCUUGGUGGCUUCGGUUGUCUUGGCGACGAAGCUGAUUUAUACGAAUGUGGAUCCGGACAGUGGGUUGAGUCAGCACAUUAUUGUCCUAGUGGAGAAAACGUAGCGCUUAAUUGCCGUGCUCAAACUCCUGUAAGAUUAAUGGAUGGCCUGCAUGAGGCAGGAGGCAGUGGACUACAUAAGCCUGUACAAGGAAGGGUAGAAAUCCAGUAUAGGAGGUUUGACCAGAGUUUACAAAAGUACCGUGAUGAUCAUUGGGGCACAAUUUGUGAUGAUCAGUUUGGAGAUGAAGAUGCCUUGGUGUUGUGCUCUAUGAUGGGAUACUCUGUUGGUAAGGUAUACCGACCCGAGGCAGAUUAUCCCAUGUUUGGCAAUGAGACAAUUAUACUGGACGACCUGCAAUGUCUUGGAGUUGAAGGAGAUGUGUCCGAGUGUAAAGCACGAGAGUGGGGCACCCAUGACUGCGUACACGACGAAGACGUAGCCAUUUAUUGUAACUACCAAGACAACAUUGAUCCCUGCGACAAAGAGAACUACAAGAGACUCCCUAGCCUGGAAAUGAGACUGGUCAAUUUCAAAACAAAGUCAAAUCCCAUUAAUGACAACAAACUUUCCUUGGGCUGGUACAAUGUUGGCAACAACACUUUGCCAGAUCAAGCACCUCCGAUGAACAGAUGUGCUACAAUUUUCCCGGUGUAUAGCAACGAUCCCAACGCGGUACCCAAACUAGAAGAUAAAAUCAAGUAUUUCAAGGCAGAACAGUCGGGAGAUUCCAGCAUAACAUAUGACUUACAAGCAAAGAACUGCGGAGGUUAUUAUGUAUAUCGACUAGGUCCAACCGUAACAAAAGACAGUGCCUAUUGUUUUGGUAUUGGCUCGGAAAUUCCUCCUCCGUCGUUUGUUGCGAACGAGGUUAGUGUUGUUAAAGACAACAAUAAAACAUCAAUCUGGUUUAAAUGCAAGUUUGACCCGGACAAAUCCGAAAAUCUCUACUAUCAAGUAGAGUGGCACAUCAUUGGGAAUUCAGAGCAUGUAGUCACAAAACAAUACUGCAACAAGACCGACUUGUCACCGUGUUAUCUGACGCACAAGGAUCUAGAAGAUAUGAAUAUCGGCAUGGGUACAAAUAUUUCAUGCGCUGUUCGUGCAUUCAACGAACCCAACAGUCAGCCGGGCCAGUUAUCGUUGAUAUCGGACCCAUUUUUUCUGGGUAUCACAGUGCUAACCCCUCGCAUUUCCUUGCGUCGAGGAGAGUAUAAGUCUGUGGAGAUGAAAUUAACAGUUCCGAUAGUGUGCGAUAAUGUGAGACCUUCCAACAACAUCGCAUGUGGGGUCAAUAUUGACUACUUCACACCAGAUUAUGGAACUUGCCCCAAUGCUGAAGGCAACUUCCCAGGCGGAUGUUCAGUGGCACUUAACGAAACUUCAUUUGACAGGACGAUAACUGUGAGCGUCAGUGCUGCGGAAACAGGACAGUACGGCGUUGCCGGGAAGUUCACUCUGUUCUUACAAAUACCCAGAACUAGAGGAGUCGCCCUUUUUUCAGUCCCUUACAAACUGCCUGAAAUAGAGGUUGAAGUACUUCCAGAAAUGGAUCGACAAUGGCGUGGAAAACUAUGUACAGCCCGAAAUGAUCCACACAUGUAUACAUUUGAUGGCAGGUCGUAUGAACAUCACGCUGAAGAAGGAGACUACAUCUUGUACAAGCACUCUGUGUAUGGAAAUGUCGAGGUCCAGCAUAGAAUAGCAAAUUGCACGGAUGGCCAAAGUCGAGCGAAAUGUAACUGUGGCGUGGCAGUAAGGGCUGGACGUGACGUCUACGUCAUCAACGUGUGUAAUGGAUACUUCGACAUUGGCUACAGGCAGUGCUGGGAUAAGGCGUUAACAGUGAAAAAAGAAAACGACUAUACAUACACGAUCUAUUUGCCAUACGGCACUGCAGUCAGGGCGCGGAUAGACAGCGCACCGUUUAUGGGUGCGCAAGGAGGCAGAGUUUUGGACAUUUCCGUAAAUCCGUCUAUUCAAGAUAGCAGUGGGAAUAGUACAGGGUUAUGUGGAUCCCUUAAUGGUAAUUCGGCGGAUGAUUUUGACAAUGAAACGCAAUUUAUAAACGAAUGGAAAGUGCAAAGAAAUGCAUCCUUGUUCACCAACGAUUCGUAUCAUAAAGAUCUUGAGCCUUGGGUUUUUCCAACGUGCACAUGCAAGAAAGCGACCGGAGGAAACGGCGCAUAUUCGUGUGACAGGAGUAUCGCAGGAUGUACCCGAGGGACGCUUGCUGGUUACCAUAGUUGCGGUGAGCUGAUAGAAAGUCGUCCAGUGAGAUCCACGACAAAACAAUCAAGAAAACCAGUGAUAAAGAUACCAGUCUUGCACCAGCGAUUCCAUGUCCGAAAUCGUCGAAGCGCAGACGUAGGGACGGACGAUAAGGCUCGAAGUCUUUGUGAGCAGCAAUUAAAAGCAAUACAGGACAUGUGUUAUAAAAUUCCAGACACACACACGAACGUGUCUUUGGAAAAUUGCGUGCUGGAUAUAAAGAUAACAAAUUCAUCAGACUGGUUAGCGAUGUCAAAGCAAUCCAUGUUGCAAACUUGUCAAAAUGAGAUCCAGCGUAAUAGUACUGUUAUUAAAGACUUAAUUGAAAGAGCGGAGAACAAAAACACAACAAGCACAUCGGCAGAAAAAACACAUAUAACAACUGUCGCUCCACCGACGCUCGCAGAAUUGAACAUUUUGAAAGAAAUUUUAAAAACCUCUGAAACCAUUGAAGAACGAUUUUGUAUGAAUAAUUGCAGUGGAAGUGGUAGUUGCGUCAACGGAACGUGUCAAUGUAGCUCGGGUUUCGGCGCGGUCGAUUGUUCCAUUGAUCUUAAAAAACCACCAAUUAUAUCUGGGAUAUUAGAUCAUGGGCUUUGUGACCAGAGCAAGACGGACUGUUCUAAGAUUGUUGUCUUUGGUGGAGAAUUUACAUCGUCUAACUUGACUUGCCGAUUGAACACAUUUUAUUUUGACAUACACGGGACACCUCACAAUGAAAGUAGACAUGAAGUUCCUGGGCACGCUGAAACAAUUGUGGAGACAAUAUGUCCUCUCCAUGGAUUACGGCAACGUAGAUCCAUUGACAAUAGGUUUGUUGUCGGAUUCCAUGUAUCCGUAAGUAACGACGGUGAAAACUACGAUGACCACAAACAAGGAUUAGCCUACAUAUAUAACUCGCAAUGCCAGACGUAUGGUUUUGCAAAAGAUACAGAAUGGAUAUACACGUUUUCACUGAAGGAUGGGUUCUGCUUUAUCGAAGGCCAGUGCUACUAUAACGGCACUUUUCACAUUUCACAAAAGAUGAUAUGUGAUCCUCUCGCAAACCAAACAUCAUGGACAACGUAUACACCUGAUUGCAAACAGGGUGAAUUUUGCAAGAUGAAGCGUAAUUCUGUCUGCGAAAUCAUGAACACUACAGUACAGUGUUCAUGUGCUCGCGGCUACAAACAAAAUGAAUCAGAUUCAAACAACUGUGCAGAAAUUUCAGAGACAAAUACUGUUCCGGAUGAAGUUUAUGAUGGAAGACACAGUCAUGUUGUUCUUGAAGUUAAGUUGGACUACAUUUUGCCGCAAGGUUUAACAUUGAAUUCAUCAACUACCUACAAACGAUACGAACUUGAACUUCGUACCAAGCUUACAGAAUACUAUAAAGGCCUUCUUGGAGAACAGUUUUCCAAAGUGGUUAUUAAAGAAAUUAAAAUCGGAAGUUUAAUCGUAGAACAUUGGGUGCUUUACGUACAAAAUGAGCAGAAUACUGUGAAUGUUUAUGACGCGUUGACUCGUCAUUCGGAAAGGCCGCUGGUGAUCUUUGGUCAGACAGUUCAAGUGUUGAAUGUAUCAAUUGUUAACAACGAAGGAUGUACAUCGCCUAUGACGUGUAGCAAGAAGAAAUACUCUCUCUGCGAAGUCUGGGAAGGUGUAACGCGGUGUUCUUGCAUUCGAGGUUACUUCGAAAGUGAAACUACCCCAAUCACAUGUGUCGAAAAUACCCAUGCAAUUAUUGUGCCGGACGAAAACGCAUUGUCUGAUGACGCCCAUGGGGUCUUGCAAGUGGAAAUAAAGUUGGGCUACUCAUUACCUCUGCACAAAUCCUUAAAUGCGUCCGACACUUACGAUCAUUAUGUAAAAGAACUUAACACAUCGUUGACCGAGUUCUACAAAGACGAAAUAGGGCAUUGGCUUUCGAAAGUAGUCAUUCGAGAUAUAAGACAAGGAAGUCUGUAUGUGGACCACUUAGUUGUAUAUGAAAAGCGCGAACAAAUUUUGAGCGAUGUGACACAGGCGGUUGUAAAAUUGGCCGAGAACGGUCUUGUAAUUUCUGGUAAAACGUACAACGUCACCAAUGCUUUCAUUGGUAAAGAAAAAGUUCCUUUACACGACACUACGGAAGAAAAGAAGUCUGAAAAAUGUCGUGUAUAUACUAGUAUCCAUCCAUGUAACGAUGACGAACAAUGUGAGGUUGACGAUUCGGUCGUUCGUUGUGUAAAAAAGAAAACUACACAAGAUUCCGACUCGAAACUGCUCGUAAUAGUUUCGGCUACAGUUGGUUGUGCUUUGUUCCUAAUCAUUGUCGUGCUGGUGAUCAUUGUGUGCAAAAAGAAAGCCAAGCAGCCACUUGAGAUCGACCAUCUUGAACCGAAGGUGCACGACAACACGUACCAAGACAUCUCCGCACGGGAAAUGUCCGUGUUCAAUGAUGACAAGUCGGAUGUGUACAAGAUCCCUCGCGCCAAACUGUCUGGGUCCCAGCUUGCCUUUAAACAGAGUCUAGCUGCAGACGUCAGGCCAAGCUCUCUGUAUGAGAGAAAUCGCCGUGAGGCAGAGGCCGAUAGAAACCGAUAUGAUGGGCUGCCACAACGAGGUCAAAGUUACUACAAUACUGGCAUGCAGUUGUAACACGUGGAUGUUAUUUGUGUGUGUGGCUUAAAUGCCUUAACAAUUAUGUAGUUUAACAUUAAGUGUAUCCAAGAAUUUUGUGUGUGCUAAUUUUGUUAAAUGCAAAGUCGAACAUGUUUAAUUUUUGUUUGUGAACAUGCAUAUAAUCAGACUUUGAUUUUGUUGUAUUUUUAUGUUUGAAAUAGUCAAUACCUAUACACAUGUUUUAUCUUUGUUAGCGUUAUAAAUGAAGUUGUCAAUUAGGAUUCGUAAAUAAAUAAAUAAAAGCGGACAUACAAGUUUUAAACGUUAUAUCCAUCAAAUUAUUCUAACGACACAUAUUCUUCAUAAUUGUCGUAUAUCAUUUUAUUAAUAUGCGUCAAAAAUAAAUGUAAUUUUUUC